AUGGCAGAGUCAAGACGAACCUCUGACGACAUUAAUGCUAUCCACGAUGAAGUAUUCGGUAGUGGUUACGAUAAGAAGAGACUUCUUGACGAGGCCAUAUUCAAAUACAUUAGUGAUCGUCAAACAUUAGCAAUGAUGGAUGAGUUGAUCGUUAAGCGCGAAAAAUUACAAGAGGAAUCAUUAUUAACGAAUAUGAUUUACAUUAAUGCUAGGAUUCGAGGUUUACAAUCAGAAGCUGCUAGAGGUGCUGCCGCGGAACAAGAAGCAAAUGAAAAUCAUAAAGGUGAUGGUGAAACCAGCAAAGAUGCUGCCGAAAAACCACGAAAGAAUAGCAAGACCGGUAAAACAGAAAAGAGAUUCUCCUUUUCCUUAUCAGAAAAUGCCACAUCAGAAACUUCAUAUGACACUGCCGUUCACAUUUUGCGAAGUUUGGAUUCAUACGAAACUCAAGCAGUAUUGGAAUCCUUCUUUAAAGACAUUGUUGAGGAUUGGUCACGUCAAAUGACACUCGCUCAACAUGAUAAACAAAUCAACGACUUGAAAAAGACAUUAUUGGUCAUGCGAAGUGCUGCAGGGCUUAAAACGGAUGAAUAUGAAAAGAAAAACAAAGGACUCGAAGAAGCUCUUCGACGUGGUGAAAGAACACCAAGCCCAAUAACUUCCGAAAAGAAAGAAUUACAAAUGGAUGGUAUCGAGAAUGACGCUUCAAACACCAUAUCUUAUUUGAUCGUAUAUAUGAUCAAGCUUUAG
Funneliformis caledonium is the source of this 750-nucleotide messenger RNA. NCBI's taxonomy places the organism in Eukaryota, Fungi, Glomeromycota, Glomeromycetes, Glomerales, Glomeraceae. The record is from the annotation of a GenBank genome assembly.